AAGGCCAAGAGAACGGUCGAAAUCGUCGGAAAGUACGGACACUGGAAUCUCAAACUGUGCCCAGUGCGACAAGGUCGUCGCCGGAGGAGCCUACGUCUACGGAACCGUCACUGCGGCUACCGUCAGAUCCACCAUCGGAAGACUGAGAGAUCUUAAAGAAUAA
This is a messenger RNA of Caenorhabditis elegans, 163 nucleotides long. NCBI's taxonomy places the organism in Eukaryota, Metazoa, Nematoda, Chromadorea, Rhabditida, Rhabditidae. The record is from the annotation of a RefSeq genome assembly.